ACCCAGAAGUCCAUGUUUUCCUUAUUAAAAAAAUUGCUCUUCAGUUGAAGUUGUGUCUUCAAAAUAUCUAUCUCCAAAUUGUCUGCAAAUGCUUUAAAGUGGUGAUUUUUUUCCUUUGAAAGUCAACCAAGUAGAAGCAAGUGGAGGAUAGUUUUAUAAUCAAAGGUUUAACUGUUUUUACUAACUUAUUAGAAAGCCCAGUCUAUAACUAGAUAAACAAAUGCCUACAUUUUAGGAGUUUUCCUUUCUUUGCGAUAAAUUGUACAAUUACCAACUUCUGGAAAUCUUUUAACAUAUUACUUGAAAAGGUUAUUCUUGAAUGAACACAGGGUUUUUUUGUUUUGUUUUGGUUUGGUUUUUUUUGGCCUCAAAUAUUUGCUGGUGAAGAAUUUACUGGGCUAUCUUUUGCCAGGAUUUCAUACUUUUCCCCUUAGCUCAGGUCACUUGAGAUUAUAAAAGAGGUUCAAAAUUAUUUUUAUCCUUUGUUGUUAAUUUUAAUUGUCAUUUAAUUUACAUCUUUGUCCAUUUAGUACUGUACAUCUGUGGUUUUGAAGAAUCAAAAUACCUCAGUCACUUAGGAGUUUCUACUAUAAUUGUGUGACUAACUUGGCUCAAUCUUAAGGUCAUAUUUUUAAAAAAUUUAUACUGAACUGAAAUGUAUCAUCUUGGGGUGUCAUUUAAAUAGCCUUUUAGCUGAACUUUAAUACUUUUAAAAAUAAAACAUGGGUGGAGCAGCUUAGAAUGUUGGCAGGUUUGAUCUACUUAAUCUGAUUUUGAGGGGAUAGUAAUUUCUUUGACUAAAAUGAUUAUUCUUUACUGACUUUGGCUAAACUACCUUUGUUUCCUCACUUCCAAAGUGUUAAUCCACUUUCUGCUAUGAAUCCUGCAUGGAUAUUAUACAUUAGCCAGAGAGAAAGGAUUGCUACCCUGCAUCCAGAGAGUGAGGAGACUGAGAAGCCAACUAGAUGCUUUUUGAAGUGGAAAAACUACUGCCUAAAAAUUUUGGUUACCUGGUUUUAUCUAAUCUGAAGGGAAGAACAUUAUGAAUCAACCUUUUGGCAUUUUGUUUUCUUCUUGGCAAUAGGACAUGAGGCAAGCGUCUCAGGAUUGUGCAGCUUUUCUGAAUCAUGAAUUUCUUCAGAGUUCCCUCUUGAAUUUUCAGUUCAAAUGUUGUUUGAACUAUUAUUUAGAAAAAGAUAACAUAAACGCCUGUACUUCACAGUUUCUUAAAAAACUGUUCCUGUACUAACUGCUUUUAAAAAUGCUUAUUUCUGUAGAGUUUUCAGUAUUUCAAAUAAGUUUGUGUUGAGUUCACAUAACAGAAUAGAGACUUUGCAACACCAUCCAGUAGGUUUUUCUUCAGUAGUUAAAGAACAGGCCUGUUUAUAAAUUGUCUCUGCUAGGUCUAGUGCAGGAUAGCCCCUGGGGUUUUUGUAUCUUAACUUGUGGUAGAGCAUAAAGAAGGUGUAGAUGGUAAUUCUAAAGACUCUUACAAAGCUACAGUGCCAUCCACUGUACCGUUAGAUUACUGAGCACAUGUUUUAAGUUGAGUGAUUCCAGCAGCUAUCUGGCCUGCAUACCAUGACUUACCCAUCCUGUGAACUACUGUGAUCUGCCUGCAAACCGAGUUUGGUGUAAACUGCUCUUUACCCCCUGCAGAUGAAGAUAAUAACCAUAGAAGCAGAACUGUUUGCAUCGAUGUGUGCUUUUUUACCAUUGGCAUCACUCCUUUCCCUUUCCUAUUUUGGAAGCUCUCAAAUGGGUCUUCUAAUUUAUAAGUGUCAAGUAUAUUUUUGUAAUAGAUUGUGCCUAUAAUGAGAGAAAUUUGUAAUGUAUAUUUUAUGUACUCUGGACACACUUGUAAUCUGACACCCUUGGAGGCAUGGUCUAAUGAUAUGCACCUUUGUGGUUAAUUUAUGUAAGAUUUUCCUUUUAUUGGGUUAGGUACCUUUUUUAUUUUAGCACAGAUAAGUAUUUGAGUAAAGAAUUACUACUUUAAAAUGUCACAGAAAAUUAGAAUAUUUAUUGUUGCACAUUGUGUAGGUCAAUUACUUACAGAAUUUGUACUUCUUCUGCCAACUAAAUGAAAAGACAGUCCAUACCUUAUUUUUAACACACACACACACAGGUGUGUUUAUUCCUUUGCUAUGUAAACCUUCAUGAUUGAUUGCUUCCUUAACCAGAUUGUGGUGGCAAGUACUCAGAUAUAGCUCCAUAGCUAUGGAGAUACACAUUCACAAAGUAGUGAUGUGUACUGUUUUUUUUUUGGGGGGGGGGAUCCUGUUGGUGCUAUAUUUUGUGGGAAGAAAAGGUGUCACUGAACCCAGGUUAUCCUAAGAAGAUAAUCGUAGAAGGAGGAGAAUUGGAAGACAGGAAGAAGAGACAGAAAAGGAUACGGGGAGCAAGAGAAUGGAAAGUUAGUCCAUAAAAGAGUAAAGUGCAAAAAGUACCCAGUACACAGUGUAACAUUUGGCCUCCUGAUGAGAACUAGCAAGGGUCCUGAGCCCUAGCUCGUCAUUGACUGGGGUAUGAGAUAGAAGCGACACACUUGUAACCCAGAGGAACUUGGACAAAACCAACUUUGAAGAAAUGUGGAAAGAGUAAAGGCUCGCCUUCUGAGUUACAGGUUGAGUGACCGAAAGCGGAGAGAUUGUUGCCUUGCUCUACUCCUGGACUCGUGGCAAUUCGAAAACAUGGAAGCAUGCCUCCCUGGCCCACGGGAUUCCGGCCUUUGUCCCUUUUCGGCUCCCCAUUGGCAGAGGCCGCCGGGGCCACACCUUCUUUUAGGCUGUCCUUAGCUGCCGCGCGGGGGAGGGGCUUUUGUGACGCACGCCCUGACGUCCCCCCGGGGUAUAAAAAGCCGCUGUGGGGCGGACUCCUUCAGGAGCCGCCUGCUAGGAGGCAAGGAGGAAGCACUUUAGAACUCAGCCGAAAAGGUGAAGUUGAGAUUAUAGACAUCCUGCCAAAAUGUUUUCUUCAAAGCCCAGACUUGUCGUACCUUAUGGCCUCAAGACUCUGCUCGAGGGAGUCAGCAGAGCCGUUCUCAAAACCAACCCGUCGAACAUCACCCAGUUUGCAGCAGUUUACUUUAGAGAACUCAUUGUAUUUAGAGAAGGGAAUGCUUCUCUGGAUAUAAAAGAUCUGGUUAAACAAUUUCAUCAGGUUAAAUUUGAGAAGUGGUCUGAAGGAACGUCACAAGAGAGGAAACCAGAAUGUGCAAAAGAAUCAAGAGGACUAUCUAUAGUUUCCCAAGAACCUACACGGAUGGAAAAAUCUACGAACACAGAGGAGGACAGUGUAACUGGAUCACUCUUUAGCAACAAAACCACGCAGUUCCCAUCAGUUUAUGCUGAGCCUGAGGAGACAACUAAAGCAGUUCGUGAUCCUUCAAAACCAUCCACCCCUGAGAUUCCUACCCCACCCUCAUCACCAUGUCCAGCAGCUGUCUCACCAGAGUUUGCCUAUGUCCCAGCCGACCCAGCUCAGUUUGCUGCUCAGAUGUUAGGUAAAGUUUCAUCUAUUCAUUCUGAUCAGUCUGACGUUUUAAUGGUGGACGUGGCAACAAGUAUGCCCGUUAUUGUCAACGAGGUGCUGAGUUCAGAGGCUGCUGAAGAUAACAUGGUGGCUGCUUCUGUUGUGUAUUCUGAUGAGGGGGUGGCAAUGCAGGUGGUGAGCCACUCCCCUGUCCAUGUAGAUUCGGGUUCUAAACCUAAAGACAGUAAGGCUGAACUAUCAACGGCUUCCUCACUCCCCUUGCAGGAUGAACAAGAACCUCCUGCUUGUGAUGCAGCUCCUAAGGUCCCUUUGCAGGCUGGUCCUGAGGUUGCAUCACCCAUUCACAUAUCAUCCAUCUAUAAUGAUGAGCCUGUGAUUGAAGGAGUUGUUUAUGUGCAGCAACCACCAGAACAAAUAGUUUUCCCUGAUCGCGCUGCUAGUCUUAAAGAGACUGAGCUGUUACCAUCAGGUAGUCCCACUCUUGUAAAGACAGCCUCAGGCAUGUCUGAAAAAUCUGUAGGUUCUGCAAAAUUUGCACAGUUGGAGGAUGCAAAACAUCCCUCAGUACAUAUGGAGGCAGAAGCAACCGUUAUGAUCUCUGAAACCUCUUUGAAAGGUCUGCUUGCGCAAUCCAUGGAUGUAGAGGGCUCUACCAAAGCAGUAGGCUCUGAAAAAUCUCUGCGCCUUGAAGUGGAGAUCAUUGCGCUAGUCCCUGGGCAGGUGGAAAACCCUGAAUCCCAGGAGACGGAGAUCAAAGCUGAGGUCUCUGGGGAAGCCAUACAAGCUGUGCACUCAGGUGCAUCUAUAAGAUCAUCUAGUGGCCCCCCCAAGCCUGUGCCAGAAGGGCUUACUGAACCAGAAAUCGAACCAGAGUGGGAAGCAGCACCUGAACAAGGUUUGAUGGAACCAGCAAUAGCAACAAGCGAAGCAGGACAACCACCACCAUAUUCUAACAUGUGGACCCUUUACUGUCUAACUGAUAUGAAUCAACAAAGUCGCCCAUUACCGCCACCUGCACCUGGGCCUUUCCCCCAAGCAACCCUCUAUUUAUCUAAUACUAAGGAUCUACAGAAUUCACCGAAAGUCACUUCUCCAACGUAUGUGAUGAUGGACGACAGCAAGAAGACCAGUGCCCCACCUUUUAUUUUAGUAGGCUCAAAUGUUCAGGAAGCACAGGACUGGAAACCUCUUCCUGGACACGCUGUUCCCCAGUCAGACACCUUGAAGAGAUACGCUGCGGUCCAAGUACCCAUUGCUGUUCCUGCAGAUCAGAAAUUCCAGAAACACCUCCCAACCCCCCCGAAUGUCAGUCCGCCUACAAGUGGACAAGAUGGCCCCAGGCCACAAAGCCCAGUUUUUUUCUCUGUUGCUUUCCCAGUAGAAGAUGUAGCCAAAAAAGGUUCAGGAUCUGGUGACAAACGUACUCCCUUUGGAAGUUACGGUAUUGCUGGAGAAAUAACCGUGACUUCUGCCAGUGUUCGCAGAGCAGAAACUUAAAACUGGCAGGUAAAUUUUCCUACCAUAUGUGGGCCUUAACACACGUGUGUUUUCAAUAUUUUGAUUUGUUGACCUGGAGACUGAGAUUUUUUUAAAAAUUGAAUUUCAUUGAAACAUGCAGUGAGUUGGAGUACAGUCUAAUCUAGCAAGACUGUCUCCAGCUUCCCACCGGUUACUAACAUGCACACACGUGACCACACCAUGACGACUCACAACACAGACUUGGUGCCUGACACAAGGACCCAUCAACCCAGCCACCUUUGAAUCCCUGCUUCUGUGUAUAGCCCCCAUGGGAGAUGCUAAAAGUGGGUGGAUUUUUUUUUAAGGGGCACUCUUAUAUGGGAAUUCACAAUGUGGCAUGUUUAAGGGGUGGGAGGGGCAGAGGCGAACCAUAGAGCUGGGAACACCUGGAGAGCAGGGUAUGAGAUGAGAGAUUCUAUAUGGAAUAUCUGAUCAGUGUAGCAAGAGUUCCUUCCCUCUUAAGAGGGAAUAUUUCCAGCAGAAUGGACAGGUUGGAAACACAUUAAAGAGCUAAAGAGACAAAGUGCAAUUAAACGUAGAUCAGAGUUUUCACUGUCCCUUAAAAUUUUUUUCAAUCAGGACUUAAAGCCAAUGCUAGUCCCUCCUCCCCAUGUGUAAAGUGGGCAAACCAUGGAGCCUACGCCUCAGUGGAGGAAGAGGAUCGAAAAGUAAAUCAGUGUGUCAAGUCUUAUGAAAAAAUUGAGGUGCAGAUACAGGCCCUCCUUUAGUAGGCUCAGAUGUAAACUGGUUCCUGAGAAUUCGACGGGCCAGCCUUGCAAAGAGCCCAAGAGAGAGUCCAAGGGCAGGAAAGAGCAUGGGGGUUGGAGACACGGCAAGCAGGAGGAAAUGAGCUGGCGGGGAGGGUAGGUAAGAGGAAGCUGGAGACAUGAAGAGGGAGAUUUGGAUUGAAUGAGAAACCAGAAGAAUGACAGAUCCUGCUCCCUGCUAUGUGGAAAAGGGUUACAAAUCAGGAGGUCAUCAGAAGCAGGGAGGUAAGUUCAGAGUAUAUAAUACAGGAGUUAUGACUAUACACCAGAGAGUUCAGUCACUUAAAACAAUAUGUGAGAAUUUCAAGCUGAACAUCUGAGGGAGAAGAGCUAGGUUUCAUUCGCAGGGUAAGUAGUUAUAUUUAAGGUGCUGGCUCUCAGUUAUCAAAAUAUGUUGAGGCUAUUUCUUAUCCCCUUUAGACUUUUAGGGGAAUUGUCAAAAUGGCUGUUUUCAGGAUGAACUGCUAGGAUAUUUUCAUGCAAAUACACAGGUAACUGACUAGGUUAAAGCUUAGUAACAGAGCAGGAGGGUAUACCUUGCAUUUCUGAUCUACUCAUUUCACAUGCUCAGUUUCAUGAUUAAAUAAUUCGCCACUUACAUUAUUCCUAACAGAUGCUGGAAAUGGGGCUGUCUGAGUCGACUUUUUUAAGAUCGAGUCUGCCACCAAGCAUAAUGGAUCAAUAAACUGCAUGCAAGCAAAGAACCUUGUAUUCUUGCUUGUUUUGUAAUUUAGGAGGUAUACGAACAACACAACCUUUAAGUUUUUUCAGACUUGUGACAUCAUAGUAUUUUCCAACUCGUGUACACAUUGUUUAAAAAACAAAAUUCUCUAGCUUUUCUAGCCAGGCACUCCCAUUUGAUAAGUCUGUCUUUGGCAUUCACACCACAUGGAGAGCAGCGCCUCGCUGUGAUACUGUACUUCCCCAGAGAAUGCCUGCUCGCCACCAUGCGUGCUGGCUGGCUGACGCUGGCCCGGGGGGCUGCAGCGCCUCACUUCUUUGUGAGGACAUUAUUGAUAACUUAGGAUGGUAUGAAGUGGCAACAUUAGUACAUUUGAAAGUGUAGAAGAAAUCACACUUGUAACAUUCUAAAGCCUUUAUUUAGCAUCAGAUAGAUUAUUUCAUUAUAACACUUGUUAACUUCAAGAUAGCAAUGAAAAUAAUUUACUGGCAGCUACCUAAGGCCCCUUGGAGCAGUAUCUCUGUCUAGGGUCAGGUGGAUAAAUACAUAAGAUUAAUAAUGUACCCCAAUUAAAGGGGCAAAGCUAUUGUACAGGUCGUCUCCAUACAUAGUUUAAGUACACAGGGGCCUUGCUUGCCAACUUGAAAUGCACAAGCCCUCCUGUUACACAGUUUGACAGUUAUAAUACAUGAGUGCAACUUAAUUUCUUUGGUGGCACUGGCCACUGGAAGGUGAAGCAUUUAAAAAGGUUUGUCAUUACAUAAUGGUACUGGUGAUUAGAAUCUAUUUCUAGGGGAUUUCUGUGAAUUGGUAGAUUUUAUACAUAUUUUCAAUUCGAACAUGAACAAUUAAACACCUCUUAAUUCUAAUGAUGGAUUACAGAAUUGUAAAAGGAAAUUCGGAGCACUA
Phyllostomus discolor (pale spear-nosed bat) is the source of this 7371-nucleotide messenger RNA. It is a transcript of the gene CABYR, whose product is annotated as calcium binding tyrosine phosphorylation regulated. Gene Ontology annotation, cellular component: sperm fibrous sheath; cytoplasm. Gene Ontology annotation, molecular function: calcium ion binding. The coding region runs from base 2968 to 4992 and encodes 674 amino acids. The record is from RefSeq and is a predicted model, not a curated record. The transcript has 7 exons. Gene Ontology annotation, biological process: sperm capacitation. Lineage: Eukaryota; Metazoa; Chordata; Mammalia; Chiroptera; Phyllostomidae.